Molecule: messenger RNA, 267 nt
Organism: Neoarthrinium moseri
Lineage: Eukaryota; Fungi; Ascomycota; Sordariomycetes; Amphisphaeriales; Apiosporaceae
Exons: 2
Coding region: 1-267 (88 amino acids)
Source: RefSeq, a predicted model, not a curated record
AUGCCGGACCCAGCCUCAAUCGCAAUUGCUAGCACUGGUGUCGCAGUGGCGGCUGGAACUCUGGGAUACACCUACUAUCACAACCAGUCCCAGACCCAAGCUUCCUCCCAAGCUGCUCCAUCCAGCAAUAACAACAACUCGGAUGAUAUCGAGCUACGCCGCCAUAAAAACAAGGCAAUUGAUGCCACCAAUGUAGACCCAAUCCCGCCUCCAGACCGCUACAAGGCGAACCCUCUCACUCCUUAUCUGGGGUAUAAGAAGGACUAA